Messenger RNA from Microtus oregoni (creeping vole), 537 nucleotides. RefSeq names its product signal-regulatory protein beta-1-like. Gene Ontology annotation, biological process: positive regulation of phagocytosis; positive regulation of T cell activation. The coding region runs from base 1 to 537 and encodes 178 amino acids. Gene Ontology annotation, cellular component: plasma membrane. The transcript is spliced from 3 exons. Lineage: Eukaryota; Metazoa; Chordata; Mammalia; Rodentia; Cricetidae. The record is from RefSeq and is a predicted model, not a curated record.
AUGCUUGACCUGGACUCCUGGCCUCACACUCCUCACGGUGUCCUGCUGCUGACCCUACUGCUGGGACUUCCAGGAACAGCUACACGGGACCUGAAGGUGAUUCAGCCUGAGAAAUCAGUUUCUGUCCUUGCUGGAGAGUCAGCCACUCUGAACUGCACUGUGACCUCUCAGCUACCUGUGGGGCCCAUUAUGUGGUUCAGGGGCACAGGACAGAGUCGGAAACUAAUAUAUAACUUCAAAGGAGAGAAGUUUCCCAGAGUCACAAAUAUUACAGAUUUCACAAAGAGAAACAACCUGGACUUUUCCAUCCGCAUCAGUAAUGUCACAAUUGAUGAUGCUGGUACCUACUACUGUGUGAAGUUCCAGAAAGCAGACUCUGACAGAGAGUUUAUGUCUGGGGGAGGCACAGUGCUGUAUGUCCUUGAACUGAAGACAUCAGAUACUGCUGAAAUCCUUGUAGCUGUGCUUCUUGUACCCAAAAUGCUACUGGUAAUUGGUGCCUCUGCGAUCUACAUGUACAAGAAGCAGAAGGCCUGA